CCAAACAUCAUGGAAUCAAUGAAUGCCUUGUUGAGCAUUGACCUAUCGUAUAAUCAGCUUGAAGGUCCAAUUCCUGAAAGCAAAGGUUUUUCGGUAGAAACAUUGCAAGGGAACAAGGGUUUGUGUGGAAAUGUUAGAGGAAUGAAGCCAUGCCCUUCAGAAAAGCAUUCACAAAAGGGAUACCACAAACUUGCACUACUGAUUUCCCUUCCACUUGUUGGUGGUCUUGUGGCAAUUCUAACUUUCUAUAUUUGGAGAUCUAAGAAGAGCUCAUCAACACCAGGACCGCAGGUGGACGCAGCAGAUACAAAAGCAGGUGGAGAUUUCUUUUCAAUUUCAACUUUUGAUGGAAAGGAGACCUACAACGAAAUCCUAAGGGUGACGGAAGAGUUUAAUGAAGCAUAUUGCCUCGGAAAGGGUGCAUUUGGAAGUGUGUACAGAGCGAAUUUGACAUCAGGUGAGGUUGUUGCUGUAAAAAGACUUCAUCGGUCCUCUGAGGUAAUCAAUCGCCCUGAUUUUCUAAAUGAGAUCCGAGCAUUGACACUGAUAAGACACAAAAAUAUUGUCAAGCUACAUGGCUAUUGUUCACACGUUAGAAACUCAUUCUUGGUUUACCAGUAUCUUGAAGGGGGUAGUCUAGCUAGUGCUUUGAGUGACAGUAGGAGUGCUCAAAACUUGGAUUGGACCAAAAGGGUGAACAUCAUUAAAGGUGUUACUUACGCUUUAUCAUAUAUGCACCAUGAUUGUUCACCCCCUAUUGUUCAUCGAGACAUAUCAAGCAAAAAUAUUUUGCUUGAUUCGGAUUAUGAAGCUUGCAUUUCAGACUUUGGUACGGCAAAAAUUUUGGACCAAAACUCGUCGAAUUGGAGUAACGUUGCAGGAACAUACGGAUACCUUGCACCAGAACUCGCUUACACAAUGAAAGUAACAGAAAAGUGCGAUGUGUAUAGUUUUGGGGUUCUAGCGUUGGAAGUCAUUAAAGGAGAACAUCCAGGUGAUGUCAUUACAUCUAUAACAUCUCCAUCAGCUGAGAAGAUCGAGCUGGGCAAUCUGCUAGAUCACCGUCUUCCAAAUCCACUCCCAGAGAUGGAGAAAGUUCUUACAUCCAUUUUGAUUCAAGCAACAAGAUGCGUAAAUCCAAAACCUGAAAUAAGGCCUUCCAUGCUUAAUAUUUCUAAGGAAAUUUCAUAG
Erigeron canadensis is the source of this 1191-nucleotide messenger RNA. RefSeq names its product MDIS1-interacting receptor like kinase 2-like. The transcript has 2 exons. The record is from RefSeq and is a predicted model, not a curated record. Lineage: Eukaryota; Viridiplantae; Streptophyta; Magnoliopsida; Asterales; Asteraceae. The coding region runs from base 10 to 1191 and encodes 393 amino acids. Gene Ontology annotation, biological process: protein phosphorylation. Gene Ontology annotation, molecular function: protein kinase activity; ATP binding.